Aureobasidium musti is the source of this 780-nucleotide messenger RNA. Lineage: Eukaryota; Fungi; Ascomycota; Dothideomycetes; Dothideales; Saccotheciaceae. The record is from the annotation of a GenBank genome assembly.
AUGGGUACUGAAUUUCGCAACACCACGCCUUACGGCACGACUCCCGAGCUGCCCCUCGAAUAUCUGGAGUCAGUAGAUCGCGUGGUCACCAGNCUCUUCUGUCCUUGGCACCUUGCAUCUCCUGCUUGGAGGAGAUCUGAUUACGGUGCACCGAAUCUCUCCGAUCUCCAUGCCCAUCUCGAGAAGUUUCGUGAGUACGAGUACUACAUCAAUGAGACCCAAAUCCUGCUGGCGAUCAUCCAUCGUUCCGGGUUGCAAAGCGACAUCAACGAUGUAUUAGCUUGGUUGCAUGCCGAGUUUCGGCUUCGUGUUCAGGAAGAGGCACGUCUCAAUCCAACAACAAGCAGCCAGGCUGUACUGCUUUCUGCGAAGAUCACCAGACUUAUAGAGGAGCUCAAGAAAUCCGCUCUUGCACCCAAUUUCGAUUACAACAGCCCAGCGAAGCACGAGAAAAUCGUCAAAGGUCACUCAUGGUGGGUUCCUGACGAAGACUUUGAACAAGUUGUCGAUCGUGUUCAAGAGUCAACACAGAAGGACAAGGACGAAGACGAGAAGAAGUUCCAUCAGCUAUCUGCCGCAGCAACUGAACAGACAGCUCGGAUCGAUGCAUUGGAGAACAAAGUCUCCGGACUUCUAUCCACUGCUUCGACACCUACGCCAGAGAAGAAAGAGCAGGAACCUCUCGGUGGUCCAGGUGAGGCAUCGGAAGCGUUCACCUCAGGUGUAGUCACGCCCACUUUAGUAAGAUGCAGCAUCGAUCGUAAUGAGUAUCGAGACUGA